Molecule: messenger RNA, 1604 nt
Organism: Odontomachus brunneus
Lineage: Eukaryota; Metazoa; Arthropoda; Insecta; Hymenoptera; Formicidae
Product: zinc finger protein 271-like
Exons: 5
Coding region: 387-1439 (350 amino acids)
Biological process (GO): regulation of transcription by RNA polymerase II
Cellular component (GO): nucleus
Source: RefSeq, a predicted model, not a curated record
UUAAUCAAAAUUAAAAGCAUGCUCCAAUCAAAUUCAUGAAUUUUACACCAGUGCAAAACUUUUUCUGCUGAACGCAACCUCUGUUCUAAUUGGUGCAUUUCUGAAGAUGGAUGAAAAUGCACUAAUCAAAAGAGUAUUUCCACUCAGUACGCAAUCCAGCGCGAAAACAAGCUUCGUGUGCCACUGGUUUAGUAUAGAAAUCGAAAACAAAAUUAUAGCGUACGGUACAUUUAUUUAUAUUGUAAUUUUUAAUAGUUAAACGUGUAAAAUAUUGCAACGUAAUUCAAUGCGUAAAAGAAACUCACGUGUGCUAUAGGAGGUAUUUGGACAAUUUGGGUGCUGUUGUAAGGAAUAUCCAUUAUCCAAGUCACUGAAGUGAUAUUAAAAUGGGUUGUACAUCUGAUCAGGAUAGUGAAAAUGUUUCAUCCAAUUUACAAAAUGAGCAUGAUGCUAAAAUAUCUGUCAUUCAAAAAAGAAAGAAGUAUAAGUGCAACCAUCCAGACUGUGAUGCUAUAUUUUCAAAACCUUCCAGAUUAGAGAGACAUAUAAGGCAACACACUGGAGAGAGACCAUAUAUUUGUAAUGCACCAGGGUGUACUAAGUCAUAUGUUUCUUCUUGCCACCUAAAAAGACAUUUAAAAACACAUGAUCUCAUUGAAACAGUGUAUAAAUGUUCGCAGUGUUCACAAAUGAUUGUUAAUGCUUGCAAUCUGAAACGUCAUUACAAAGAACAACAUGGCAAAGGUAAAAUUAUUUGUGAAGAAUGUGGCAUGGUGUUUAAUAAAAAAUUUGAGCUAGCUAAACACUGUAACAUUGUACAUUUUAAAUCUACAAUACACAAGUGUGAUAAAUGUCCCAAAAGUUUCGGAAAUAUCAAUAAACUGAAACGUCACGAGAAAAACCAUGAGAAGACUUACUCUUGCCAAAUUUCUGGAUGUUCAGAGGUAUUUUGUAAAUGGUCUCUUUUGCGUAAACAUCAAACAGAACAUAAGAAUUCGGUUUCAGAACACAAAUGUGACAAAUGUAACAAGAUUCUCCGUACAAAAACACAAUUAAAAUUACAUUCUAAAAUUCACUCUGAAGAUCGAAUGGUUAUACCAUGUCCAUAUGACAAAUGUCAUAAAGCUUAUUACUACAAAUCUAACCUGGAACAGCAUAUAAAAAUUAAGCAUCUUGGGGAGAAAUUUUACUGCGAUAUAUGUUCCGUAGGACUUACAUCUAAACAGAGAUUAAUAGAGCAUAUUGAACGACAUAAUGAGCCACAUAGUGACCCUAGCAUUAAGAAAAAUAACUCUAACAAAAUACAACGAAAAAAAAGAAAAGACAGUGGCAUACCAAAAAAAAGUGUGAUAGGUAAAUUGAUUGGGAUUAAUUUUCCUAAUAAUGUAGAAAAGCUGCUAUUGAAGCGGGAAGCGACGAUCAAAGUCUCAGUCAUCUGAUAAACCAUCAAAUGAUAUAUAAGUUGAACCUGUAAAACAUACAUCAUAAAUUAUCAAUAUGACAUUUUAUAUAAUUAUGUAAUGUGUAUCAGUUACAAAAUAGUUUUAUUAAAAACUGUUACAAUAAAAUAACAUUUAUGUAAAUAUAUAUAAUAUUGAGCGAGA